CACCGCAAAACACGUCUUCCCUGCAGACUGCUGCCAAAAGUGCGGGUCAUCGCUGCACUUCACGCGGCACUGCGAUGCCGACGUUCACAGCGCCGGUGAAUCGGCGAGGCCGCAGGAUCACACGGGAUUAGACAAUGCUGCCGCGGCCCACGCUGUUGUACCCAAGAAACAAGACAAAGCAGGGCACCAUGAGCCCCCUAACAAGAAAAAAGAAAAGCCUCAACAAAAACAAGAGCAGCGGCAUGUCGCACUGUGCACGUCGAAGGAUCAUUGCGAGCACUGCGGCUCAGAUGUGCACUUUUCUCGCCACUGUGCCUCAAAGUGA
Messenger RNA from Trypanosoma cruzi, 325 nucleotides. RefSeq lists its product as uncharacterized. NCBI's taxonomy places the organism in Eukaryota, Euglenozoa, Kinetoplastea, Trypanosomatida, Trypanosomatidae. The record is from RefSeq and is a predicted model, not a curated record. The annotation marks the transcript as partial. The transcript has a single exon.